GUUCAAUGCACUUGAUGCAAUUGAGAACGUAAUUGUAGUAUACCUCUUAUAACUUAAAAUUACCCGGGAUGUACCCUGGAUUUACAUCCACCAGAAAAUUCUGUGAGUUGUAGCAGACUUAAAACGUUUGAUACAUAGAAUGGCUAAGAUACCUAGUCAAACUUCAUUUCAAUCUGCUUUGAUCCCAGAAGAUUUAAUUUUAAUAUACGCUCAGUACGUUUUAGUAGAUAAUGGGUCCAUGUCCUGUUCUUCAUGUGUACCAUGUAAAUUGCAAGCAGGUAGAUGAAAUCCAAUCAAUCUACCAAACUAGCUAGUAUCUUAGCUAAUCUAAUUGGCAAUACUAAACCACCAUUCUUAAUAUCUUUAGGAUUAGCCCAUGGGUCCCUAGUCUUGGGUCUUUCACCUCUUGUUUUAGCUUUCUGUACGUUUCCUUAAGGCUGACUUCUAAUAUCACUCAUUCAAAUAGUGGUUACCUGGAGUGGAUUAAAAUCAGUUGAACUACUUCUCAAAGGUUUGGUCUAAGAUCAGAUCACUAGCGGGUGAUGUAAGCCAUUUUCCCACGAAAUAUAAGCGUAUGUUUAGUCUAAAUUGCGCGCACUACGUUUUUCAUCUUUUAGUUGUGUUGUUCACAACUUCACACAAUCGUUGCUUCUUCGCUACAAAUCGUGCUCGUAGCUCGAUGGGAUGACUUUCCAACCAUUUAUUGGAUACUAAAGUUCAUUGUUUUAAAGCUUUUAACUUCAAAUUGUUAGAGGUGCUGAUCCCGUCUGAAUUCAAGGUAAUUCUGGAUAAAUAUGUCAUCCAUCCAUAGAUGAGCAUCUAGCUAGUUUUGUCUAGAUCAUAUAAUUAGUUUUCAUACUUUAGCCUGGUUCUUAUGGUUAUUCCCAGAUUUUUCUUCAGUGAAGUGUAAACAAAUAUUUGGUUGCAUGGAUUAUCCACUGAGUUAACUAAAUUGUAUGUUUUUCAUACAGACCACUAUCUUUUGCACUGCAUGAUGUUAACUGAAGAAGGAUUAGGUCGCAAAGUGCUAUGAGAGUCAAGUUUUAACAUCAGUUAAUAAAGUCUCUAGAUGCUAGUUAGUGUGUAUUUCUUUACCUUGUCUUACGAUGAAUAUUCAAUCUACCUAACAUAGUUAAGUAUAUUUAAUUAAAGUUGUAGUUAUUACGACUCUACAAGCUCUAGCUCUAAAGAAUUAAUCAUUGGAUUAACGUGAUUAUUAACCACCAUUAGGUCUACUUACUUCAUUAUACUACAUCUUUAGUCUUCUUUCUGUCUGAUUUUCAUUGGGCCGUAAAUUAUAUAACAUCCCUAGGAAACAAUUAAUUACACUCAAAAGCGUUUAUGCAACAAAAAUGAUUUAGUUAGCAUCGUACUGAGUCCCAAAAAUUAUUCUAUCUUGUUCCUCGUAACUUCAAUCUAAACCCACGAAUUUUUCGCUCAGUCAGAAUUAUGAUAGAGAAAAUGCCUUAGAAUACUGAUUUUCAAAGUAAACAUAAACAUAUUUUUACUGAAUGUUCUUUUAUAUUUAUUUUUAACCUAAGAAUGACGCUUCUGCGCCUAUGUUUGAACCAUCACUUCGGUCUGUAGUCGAAAGACGACCUAUUUUCUCUUCUAAAAUUUCAUUCAAUAAUGGUCAAUCAUCCAAUUCUAUGCUUCCAGCAGCGAUAGCACCGGAUUCUUCACAAAGCUUUGAUCAGAUACGCUACCAACCCUAUAAUACUAAUUAUGUUCCCGACGCAGUUCAGCAGAUCAAGGGAGCGAAAUGGACAAAUGAUUUUGUGGGUGUUCCAGUAACUGCUGGUGAUAAAUCAUCUGUUGGAAAUUCAUCAUGUCUACCUAACGCUCAUCAGUCAACAAACUUCUCACCAACUCAACAACCUGCCAACUUCUUAAACAAUUCAGUUGCGCAGAUACGAAGUAAUCCAUCACAUAAUUCACCCCAGAUAUCUACAGAAGGGCAAUUUGUCGCUUUGCAUGAUUACGUUAAACGUGUAGAUGAUGAUUUGAAUAUGACCAAAGGACAAAUAUUUAAUAUACUCGAUAAUUCACACUCUGAUUGGUGGUAUGCGGAAUGUGUAUCUACUGGUAAUCGAGGAUAUGUACCCAAAAAUCAUUUAGCAGCUGUUACCAGUUUAGAAUCCAAUGAAUGGUAUUUUGGAGAAUUGAAACGUAUUGAAGCUGAACAUUAUCUUCAACUUCCGGGAAAUGAUCAUGGCUCUUUUUUGGUUCGAAUCAGUGAAUCUCAAUCCAGUGAAUAUUCUUUAUCAGACAGUUUAACCUCGUUUAUUUUGACUAGGUCGUACUCUGUCAAUAAUAUUUAUGCCUAGUUAUCAGCUACAUUGUAUAUGGGAUAGUCUUGGAUUUAAUAACGUGAGCGAUAUCUGCCAAAGUUUGGAGAAACUCUUAUUUGUGAUAAAAUACAGAUUAGCAGUAUUGUGAUCUCCAUAUCUCUUGUCUACUGAUAUUUAGAUUAUACAGUAUUUAACAAAAUGUUUGAUUGUAUAGUGUUAAGCAUUGCUGGUUAAGACUAUGUUAUUCACAUUUCUGGAUGUAAUAAUCUGAGAAACCAGUAAUUAUGUAUGUUGUUGCAUUUUUGUUAUGUCCAGUAAAUAAUAUCCGAUAAAAAAUUUCUGACUGAUCUCCAGGAUUCUGAUAUACUUCUGCAUUCAUAAGAUAAGGUGGGAAUCGUCGUUUUUGUACUCAGGAGGUAAUCAACCUAAUUCAGCUACCUGGACUGCAAAUUAAUAAUAACUCAACUAUAUAAUCCGGAACCCGUCAAUAAUCGUGUGUGUAAGAGCGAGCAUCAACAGUGUAAGGCUCGAGAUAUUCAGUUGCUAAAUAGUAUAAAAUCGGGCAUAACUCUCAUCUGUAAUUCAUUAGUUAGUAAUUGAGUGCUGAAAUUAUGGAGUAGUGAUUAUUAUCAUUAUUGCGUUAUUUAGUCUUUCAAACAUUUCAUCCUAGGGUCGUUAAGAGAAACAAAAGCUAUUCCAUGUGCUUAAUCUAAUUUUGUGGAGAUUUUUUUCACAGCAUAAAAGGGUUAGUUAUAACAUUUUUUUCUUCAAACUCUGAACUAUUUGACUUGUCAAUAAUAAGUUCGUUAGUCUUUAGAUUGCAGAUACAUUGUGUUGUCUUCGAACAUAAAGGUAAUAUUUAUAAUUUCUAUAAUAGACAAAUAAUUCUAUAACUAUAGGUUGUGCGAUCGAUCGUCCGGGUGAUGUAUCUUCACACAUCUAAAUAAUUUAUUCAAGCCAACAAUCAAUGGUUGUAAAAAACAAUAACUGGUAUGUAGAAUUAGUCAUCUUCUAUAAGUGACAUACUUUUGGACAGAUAACUUAACACCAAAUAAAUAUGAAUAGCUUUCUUUUAAAACAUGACUGGCAUUUUUUCAGAGUUCUUCAUUAAUCCAUAUAUACUUGCACCCCAAUAGGUUUCUGCAUAUGUAGAUACUAAAACAUGCGAUAUUACAAAAUUUAAAGUUUUUCCUGGCUGAAAUGUAUGUAGGUGAGUAAUCUUCAUCAUACCCCUUUCUGAAUCUAAUUACAUGCACUAUUUCAUGGUGCAUGUGGACUUUGUUGUAGUAGUCCCAAAAAAUAUCCCUCGUCAAAUUCCUUAGGAGCCCAGAAACGCCAGGAAACGUUUUAUCGUCACAGAAACACCUAGAAGAAGAAGCGGAAUCACAUGCCGUGGCUUUGAUUGGAUGUUCACAUAUGCUGCUACUAUAUUUGGUAUGGCACUAGAAAUUUCCAGGAGCCCAAUGUCGUAUGUUACUAUAAAUGCCCUCGUUUUUCUGUACAUAAACCUAACCAUGGAGUAAAGCGUUCUUCCCACACUUCUCGUGUUCAAGUUGCCAUGUAGAUUAAACCUGGAGUUAUUAGAAGCUGGUUGGAAAUCGGAUCGAGGGUUCAAUUAGCAGGUUUAUUGCGUAUUUGCUGAUGUCGGACUAGCUUUUUUGUGAGUUCAAUAGACAUUUAUUUAGUCGAAGAUCCAUUCACUCAUUUUUCUUGGAUUUUUUGGCCUUCGUUUGUUAUAACACCGCUUGUGAAGUUACAGUGGAACUUGUUUAUUAACCCACAAAGAAAUUUGAUUCAAGCACUGCAUUUUCUACGUCGUUGCUGGAGGACAAUUUAUUCAAAGUUGAUAGAUGUUUCUUCACCCAUCUGUUCCUCCGUGUGCAAAAGUUAUCAGUAGUAUCGUUUACUACCUUAGUUAUUUUUGAUCGGAAUUCAAAAUUAAGUUGAAUUAGUAGAUCCUCAUAAUCUUCCGGUCAAUUUCAACUAUUAAUGAAUUGAUCCCAUCUGAAUGAAAUAAGUGAUUUCAACUUACCAGUUGUCACCGAGAUUCAGAGCUUCAAAUCCCACCGUCAUUGUUAGAGCGGACAGAAUAUUGUAUGAAUUAAGUUAAAUGUGUAUAUGUAUAAUUUAUAACAGAAUUCUUCCAUCAUAACAUUUGAGGUGAUGUGAUAGGAGAAUUGAUGAGGCUGAUCGUAGGGUCUCAAAUCUACCAGUUUAGAGGUUACCUACGAGGUCUAAAUUCAAUAACCAUUUAUAAUUUAAGUGAAUUCUAUUCAUUUUAUUGACCGGUUAUUCUGCCUUUUGAUACUCGGUCAUUGUUGACUUGAGUCAGAUUUGUGUAUAAUUAUCAUUUAAUCACAUUAUUCUUAUAAAGUUAGUCGAUCGAUCUCGCAUAUCAUACCAUUAGAAAAAUAAUUUCCUCCGUCUUAAUAAUUGCAUUACUCAACUUCUGUCAAAAAUACGAUUUUUAUUGUCUGAAUGAAGUUCGUUCUAGAAGAAUGGAUUCAUGUAGUCUCAAGUAAUACUAAAAGACAGCUCUGCAUAAACCAACACCAUAUUCAUAUCAUAAAUAAAUAAUGCAGACGAGUACGAUUGAUUAAUAGGCAGUUAUACAUGGGUUUGUAUGCAUUUCCCAAAACAUUUUCGUAUAUACAAUUAGUUUUCAAUGCCUUUCCAAAUAAAU
Molecule: messenger RNA, 4974 nt
Organism: Schistosoma haematobium
Lineage: Eukaryota; Metazoa; Platyhelminthes; Trematoda; Strigeidida; Schistosomatidae
Product: Tyrosine-protein kinase Src42A, variant 2
Exons: 3
Coding region: 1560-2327 (255 amino acids)
Biological process (GO): innate immune response; cell surface receptor protein tyrosine kinase signaling pathway; protein phosphorylation
Cellular component (GO): extrinsic component of cytoplasmic side of plasma membrane
Molecular function (GO): ATP binding; non-membrane spanning protein tyrosine kinase activity; signaling receptor binding
Source: RefSeq, a predicted model, not a curated record